Stylonychia lemnae is the source of this 822-nucleotide messenger RNA. NCBI's taxonomy places the organism in Eukaryota, Ciliophora, Spirotrichea, Sporadotrichida, Oxytrichidae. The record is from the annotation of a GenBank genome assembly.
AUGAUAAAAUAACAAGAUAGAGGAAAAGUCAGUCUAAGAGUUGUUUUGGAAAGAGAAAUUUAAAGCACACUUCUAUACUUCGUUUAAAAUCUCUUUUAUUGGAUAAUUUAUCAUAUUGAGCAUCCAUUUUUCGAGCAAUAUAAAGUUUAUGAUGGAGAAUGGCCUUGGAAAGAUGAUCCUAAACAAUGGAAAGAGCUUUUAAGAAAGAGUUUUGUGAUUAUUCUGGCCAAUAACUUUAUAGUGAUUCCUAUUACACAAAUGGCAGCUUCAAUUAGAGAUAAUUAUCAAGUAAAAUACUCAUUUGAAAUUUAAGAUUUACCUGAUUGGAAAACUAUUGUCUGGCAGAUGAUGUUUUGUAUGAUAAUCCAAGAUUUUUUGUUCUCUCUAAGUCAUUGGAUAUUGCAUAAACCAUUUUUUUACAAGAAAAUACACAAACUUCAUCAUUAAUACAUCUAAACAAUUGGCUUUAGCGCAGAAUAUAUGCAUCCUAUUGAAUUUGUUCUUGGAGGUGCUGUACCAUUUGUUAUUCCUACUUUGAUUCUUGGUUCCAAAAUGCAUUUCUAUACAUUUAUGAUUUGGGGAACACAUAGAAUAACAAAUAAUGUAAUUGCUCACUCUGGCUACAAUUUCCCCUGGAUACCUAAUGAUAUGGUUUUAUUUCACUCAAGUGCUUAGUAUCAUGACUAUCAUCAUAGUCAUAACGUAGGAAAUUAUGCAGGUCUGUUCACUAUUUGGGAUACUUUGAUUGGAGCUAAUAAUAGUUACUAUAAGUAUGUUGAUGAGAGAAAUAAUGCCAAAUUAACUAACAAGAAAUCUAAUUGA